AUGGAUGCCUCCAGUCCGGUGCCCCCGAGCCUGAAACCGACUCCCCCUCCACCUUCCGCGCUCGCCUCGACUCCUGCCACCAGCAAUACCGCCGCUAUAAAUAACCACGGUCACCGCUCACCGUUACCUCCGAACACAUUCCCUUCGAUCAUGUCUACAUCUCCCAACAGCACGCGCAAACGUUCAAUACAAGAUGAUGAGAUGGGCGGGAUGGACACAGAAACUGGCGGGAUGGUCGUCAAUGAAUCGAGCAUGGACAUCGAUACCGAGACGACCGAAGAGAGCGCAGGUGCUGGCGCAGGAGACCGUACCGGCGUCUCCAUGCAACAGCCUACGAUGACAGGUACUUCGGCUACGUCUACGCCUGACGAUGAUAAAGAGAAUCAGGAUGCCCUGCGGGCUCAUCUUCAGAAGGUGGCUGGCUCGGACGGCGAGAUCGGUGCUGCUCUGCCUUCCCCCGACGGCGAAGGCAACUCGAGUGUCCGGUCUGCACGAAGUGCUGCGGUUUCCCCCGCUCCGUCGUCGGAUAUUGCGCACGCUGGCUUGUCUGCUGCAAGCGACGGGGCUGGGUCGUUUACGGUGCCAGCGGCCAAGAAGAGGAAGCUUUCGCCCACCAGCAAGGACACUAAGCAACAGGAGAAGGAGGCCAAGGAGCGGCAGAAGCAGCAAGAGAAGGCGCGGAAGGUGGAGGAGAAGGAAGUCAAGGAGCGGCAGAGGAUAGAAGAAAAGGCGAGGAAGGACGAGGAAAAGCGCAAACGUGAGGCCGAACGCGAAGAAGAGAAGCGAGCCAAAGACGAAGAACGGAAGAAGCGCGACGCCGAGAAGGAGGAGGAGCGGAAGCGGAAGGAGGAAAAGCGAAAGGUGAAGGAGGAGGAGAAGGCCGCAAAGGAGGAAGAGAAGAGGAAGAAGGAGGAGGAGAAGUCGAAGAAGGAGAGAUCACAAACGAAGCUGAAUUCUUUCUUCGCCAAACCCAAACCCGUCAUUGCCUCCUCGACUUCCAAUUCGACCACCAACAAAACCAUCUCACCCUCACCUCAGAGAACGACCGGCGCUGGCGCUGCUACCGAAUCCCUCCAUGACCCGGCUCCCUCCGCUGUAUCUGACUACCAGCGCGAUUUCCCUGAUUUCUUCUUGCAGUCGCACACCAAAGUUGCGCCGCCCCAUCAGUUCCAGCGUGAUGCCAAAGCUCUUCAUCAUACCCAAGAACAGGUAGACGCCUACCUGAAAUCCAACGCCACCGACCUGCCUUCCGCAUUUCGUCCCUCCGAGAUAUUCAACCUCAUCCCGUACAGACGCCGGUGUGGGAGGUUGCCUGCCUCCGUUAAGGAAAUCCUAAUUCAGAUGCAGAAUCUGGCCGACCAGGCCGGACCUUCCGAGGAUGCCCAGAGAAAGCCGCGGGAGCUGCUGCGGCAAGUCACAAUGAAAUCCUUUAGGUUUGGGGAAGAUGUGCGUCCACCCUAUCAGGGUACAUUUACCAAGCGUCUACCCGAGGCAGCUGCCCAUCGGCUGAUGCGCAACCCUUUCCGCCGAGGAUUACCAGAGACCAAUUACGACUAUGAUUCAGAGGCCGAAUGGGAGGAGCCCGAAGAAGGCGAGGAGCUCGACUCGGAGGAAGAGGAUGAGAUGAGCGAGGAUGGUGAGGACGACAUGGAUGGGUUCCUGGAUGACGAGGAUGACCACCUGAUUGACGGCAAACGACGCCUCAUCGUGGGCGACCUAGAACCUGUCAGCACCGGCAUUCGAUGGCAGGAACAAGGCGUGGACUCCGAGCUGCAGAUGUACAAAUUGGAAACGAUUUCCGACUCGGUGCCUUUCCCCAUCGAUCCGUUCUCCACCGUGUACUGGCAAAAACCUAAGCCUGCAGAUUCCGUGCCGGGCGCUGCGGGUCUGGGGCGGUCGACGCUGCAUACCUUCAUGGGCCAGGCGGUCUCUGGCUCCCACAAGGGCUCCCCUGGAGGAGGAUCGACGGCGGACGGGGGCGCUUUAGCGGUGGUGGCAGCGGGACGAACAAAACAGCGGACGUUUCCGGCAGAGCAGCUGGGUGAGUUCAAGCAGGUGGUGGAUGGCAGUGAUCUGACCAAGCUGGGAUUGCUUGAAAUCUUGAAGAAACGGUAAGACGUGGGCCCACAUGUUGACUUGUCUCUGAAGAAAACGGAAGGCUAAUCUCCAGGGUUGUCUUGCGAUAGGUUCCCGAAGGUCUCGAAGGACGUUCUGAAAGACACGCUGAACAGCGUGGCCACGCGAGUAGGACAUAAGGAGGCUGACAAGAAAUGGGUCUGUAAAUAGAGGCAGACGAGGCAAAGCAGCGAGAUGGGGGGAAGACAACGCAUACAAGGGCGACAUCAUCCAUCCCCCUUACCCCAGGGGAUCAAUUGAGCUAAUCUAUUGGCCAUCGGCAAGAACCUGCGCCCCUCUUCUUUCUACAUAUCAAUAUUC
Aspergillus japonicus CBS 114.51 is the source of this 2436-nucleotide messenger RNA. RefSeq names its product putative chromatin assembly factor 1 subunit A. Lineage: Eukaryota; Fungi; Ascomycota; Eurotiomycetes; Eurotiales; Aspergillaceae. The transcript has 2 exons. Gene Ontology annotation, cellular component: CAF-1 complex; nucleus. Gene Ontology annotation, biological process: nucleosome assembly. The coding region runs from base 1 to 2115 and encodes 704 amino acids. The record is from RefSeq and is a predicted model, not a curated record.